Hevea brasiliensis (rubber tree) is the source of this 339-nucleotide messenger RNA. RefSeq lists its product as uncharacterized. Bases 1 to 339 code for a protein of 112 amino acids. Gene Ontology annotation, molecular function: ADP binding. The transcript has a single exon. The record is from RefSeq and is a predicted model, not a curated record. Lineage: Eukaryota; Viridiplantae; Streptophyta; Magnoliopsida; Malpighiales; Euphorbiaceae.
AUGUGUGGUGCAAGGGAAAGCAGGAUAAUAAUAACAAGAAGCUCUGAAGAGGCAGCUAUGGUAUCUAGCGCAUCAACAUCAUGUGUUCUAAAAGGGUUGUCUCUAACUGAAUCUUGGUCUUUGCUCAAGCAAAUUGUUUUUCAAGGGCAAGAACCACAAAGCCCAUAUGUAGUAAAGAAUGGAAAACUGAUUGUAGGAAAAUGUAAUGGACUAAUUCCGUUUGCAAUAAAGAAAAUAGAAGGCCUGUUGUACUUAAAAAAUCCAGAAACUGAGUGGCUGCAAAACGAACUCUCAAGAAUGACUCAACAAGAAGAUGAUAUUUUGCCUACGUUUCAAUGA